This is a messenger RNA of Saxophila tyrrhenica, 1662 nucleotides long. RefSeq lists its product as uncharacterized. The record is from RefSeq and is a predicted model, not a curated record. The transcript has a single exon. The coding region runs from base 1 to 1662 and encodes 553 amino acids. Lineage: Eukaryota; Fungi; Ascomycota; Dothideomycetes; Mycosphaerellales; Extremaceae.
AUGUCAGCAGCUGAAUCGCCUCCCAACUAUUUCCGCCACACGUAUCACAGCGGCUGGAUGUAUGCGCAUAUCGCAACCAUGAUCCUAGCAUGGUGCUUCAUUCUCCCGCCUGCUAUAAUGCUCAGCGUGGCGCGAUCCAGAUACCACCUCCCAGCUCAGUUGGCAUUCCACGUUGUCAACGGCCUAGGAGUCUUCACCGGCUUCGUCUACAACAACUCAACCCCAGACUUGUACAAGCACAACUCGCACCACCCGAUCGGCUGGGUCGUGACAUCCCUCACGAUUGCGUGGACACUCAUGUCCCUCUUCGUGGCGUACAGCGAGUACAAGAGCAAGCGACAAGCCGGCGGCAGCCACAGCGUCACCAAGAGCGCCAUGGCCGAGCACGCGCGAUGGCACAGGUAUAGCGAUCGUGCCAGCGCGAGGUCAUCCAGGGACUCCGGCCAAGGCACUGAGCGGAAUUCUGCGUCGCUUUGGGGCUCAAGGCAGGGCAGCCAGGAGUCCAUCCAGUUCAAGCCCGAAGCGCCGGCUUCACCGACGGAAGAUAACGAGGACGAGGCCGCAUCAGAGGCCAACGGUCUGCUUGGAAACAACCGCGUGGACCGAUUCGUCUCGCGCAAUGUGCGACGCUUUGCAACACCAAGCGCCUCGAAAGCAAUCCGCUUCAGCCAGAUCGUUCUCGAGAAACUACUCCUGCUCCUCGGCUUCGUCGCAAUCGCAACCGGCUUCGUCGUCUGGGGCGGCCUCUUCAAAGACCGCGAAGUCUUUUCUGGCGCUGCUCACUUCGUCAAAGGCGGCAUUUUCUUCUGGUACGGCUUGCUAACGCUCGGCCGCUGGAUGGGUGCCUUCUCAGAGCUCGGGUGGGCCUGGAACAUCCGCCCAAACCAACCACCCGUCGCUCGCUGGAAGACCCGCAUCCCAUCGGCAGAGUUCGUUGAGUCGUUCGUCAUCUGGCUCUACGGCGCGAGCAAUGUCUUCCUCGAACACCUCGCUGCCUGGGGCCGGCCGUGGUCGCACCAGGAUUUCGAGCAUGUCAGCAUUACGCUGUUGUUCUUUGGCGGCGGACUACUCGGAAUGGUCAUCGAGUCGUCGUGGGCGAGAGACUUGGCCAAUACCGCCGUUUUAACGCAGAAGGACGAAGAGGAGGAGAGUGAAGUCCAGACCACGUCCCGCUUCCACGCUAGCGGGGUCGCAGAACAAGAACAGCCGUGGUCGCAGCCGAACACAUACAAAACAUCCCUCAACCCCCUCCCCGCUCUGGUGAUCAUGCUGCUGGGCGUGAUGAUGUCCUCGCACCACCAGGAGAGCAUGGUGAGCACCAUGAUGCACUCGCAAUGGGGCACGCUGUUCGUCGGCUUCGCCUUGGCACGCGCGGCGACGUACGUGCUGCUGUAUCUCAAGCCGCCUUCUUCGCAUUUCCCCGCGAGACCGCCGAGCGAGCUGAUUGCGGCUUUUUGUUUGACGGCGGGCGGGUUGAUGUUUAUGUUCAGUGCGCGGGAUAGUGUGGCUGCGAUUGAGGGGGUUGGGUUGGAUGCGAUGACGGUUUUUACCGUGACGAUGGGUUUGGCGGCGGUGAUUCUUGCGUGGGAGGUUGUUUGCUUUGCUCUGAAGGGGUGGGCGGUGAGAAAGGAGCGGGCUGUUGGUGGUCGGGUGCUGGCGUGA